ACUGCUGUUAAUAGUGUCAAUUGUAGUGAGUAGUGUCUAGUGAUGAGUUGCAUCGCGAUAUUCGCGAUUCAGUCGAAAUAGGUCGAUUAGGCGUUGUUUGUGCGUAAAGACGUAAGAAAGAGCUUUAAUUGUAUAGCAACUGCAGAACAGUGCAGCGUCGUGCGGACCAUGGGAUUCCGCCGAUGUGUCCAUGGUGCGUGAGCGUCACACCCCCGACGAAAUCUUCCGUCUCUUCUGUCGCUCACCCUCCUUCCUCGGUGUGUAUAUUUUGCGGUGUGAUGUGAAUGCGAGCUAUAAAAAGGUGAAGAGAUCCUACGAAAGAACGCUGCGCUGCGGGAGUGCUACGAGAGCCGAGAGUGCAGUCUCCUCUCUCUCUCUCUCUCUCUCUCUCUCUCUCGACGUAUCGUCAAUCGUCAUACGACACACGAUUGUAUGUAACGCAACGCACCGUGACACAGCCAGCUCUUCGUACGCGAAUAAUGAUGAACUGAUGAAUGAAACUAAAAGCAAAGGAUCAAGACGAUGGAUCAGAUUGGCAAAAAACAAGCGGUUAACUCACCGGAGACAGCGUUGGCCAACGAGGUUUUCGACCAAUUUUGCAACGCCACUACGUUGAAAUCUAUUCUUGGCUACUACAGACAACUGUGUGAAUUACUGAAAAUCCGGCCGAAUGUCGUUAAUCAGUUUUAUCCAAAAUUGAAAACAAAAUUGCGAUCGUGGAAGGCACAAGCUCUAUGGAAGAAAUUUGAUCAACGGGCGAAUCACAAGUGCUAUAAUCGUGGCAAAGUAUGCCCGAAUACGAGGGUUUUGAUUAUUGGUGGUGGCCCAUGCGGUCUACGCACAGCCAUAGAAGCACAAUUAUUGGGAGCGAAAGUCGUUGUGGUGGAAAAAAGAGACCGGAUGUCCAGAAAUAAUGUUUUACAUUUGUGGCCUUUCGUCAUUCAGGAUCUACGUGGUUUAGGAGCGAAAAAAUUUUUUGGAAAGUUUUGCGCAGGUUCUAUAGAUCACAUCAGCAUUCGGCAAUUGCAAUGUAUUUUACUGAAAGUUGCUUUAAUUCUUGGUGUCGAAUUCCAUGAGAGUGUAAGCUUUGAUUCUCUGAUUCAACCACCGAAUAAUCAGGAAGAUAGCAAGAUUGGUUGGAGAGCAAAGACUUCACCAGCUGACCAUCCUGUCUCCCAAUACGAGUUCGAUGUGCUAAUUGGAGCUGAUGGUAAGAGAAAUACCUUGGAAGGUUUUAAACGCAAGGAAUUUCGUGGAAAACUAGCCAUUGCAAUCACGGCAAAUUUUAUAAAUAAACGGACUGAGGCAGAAGCUCGCGUAGAAGAAAUCAGUGGUGUCGCCUUUAUCUUUAAUCAAAAGUUCUUUAAAGAAUUGUAUCAAGAAACUGGUAUCGACUUGGAAAAUAUUGUGUAUUACAAAGAUGACACUCAUUAUUUCGUUAUGACUGCCAAGAAACAUAGUUUAAUCGACAAAGGAGUUAUUCUGCAGGAUCAUGCUGACACUGCAAAACUACUCGCGAAAGAAAAUGUGGAUCGUGAAGCCUUAAUGUUGUACGCGCGAGAAGCAGCGGAAUUCUCGACGGAAUAUCAAAUGAUGGAUAUGGAAUUUGCGGUGAAUCAUUAUGGCCAACCGGACGUAGCCAUGUUCGACUUUACUUCGAUGUACGCAGCGGAAAAUGCAAGUCGCAUAUUGGAGCGUCAUGGUCAUAGACUGCUCAUGAUCCUUGUAGGCGACAGCCUCUUGGAGCCAUUUUGGCCUACUGGCUCUGGUUGCGCGAGAGGAUUUUUGAGCUCUCUGGAUGCAGGCUGGACAAUCAAAGGUUGGGGAGCUUCGUUGUCUCCAUUAGAAGUAAUUGCGGAACGUGAGUCCGUAUAUAGGCUGUUGGGACAGACGACGCCAGAGAAUUUGAAUAGAGAUUACGCUGCAUACACUUUGGAUCCUCACACCAGGUAUCCGAAUCUAAAUAUACGUUCUGUAACUCCGAUACAAGUGUGCAGUCUUCUUGACACAGACGAUCCUGAAAGUAUCAAACAGCCUGCAAUACAAUCUGAAAUUGAUAUUCCAAAGAAACGAAGACGUCGCGAUCUGAGAGCUGACACUCAAGUUCAUCCAGACACACUGCUUCGCUGGCUACAAAAGCAAGUUGCAUUGUACGAUAAAGUUCACAUCGAAGAUAUAGGUGCCUCUUUCAAGGAUGGUUUAGCUAUUUGUGCAAUCAUUCAUAGAUACCGUCCAGAUUUAAUAGAUUUUUAUAGCUUAAAUGCGAAAGAUGUAGUGAAGAACAAUCAACUCGCCUUUGAUAUAUUGGAAAAGGAAUUGAACAUACCGCCGAUAAUGACAGAGGAAGAAAUGGUUCAAUGCGAUGUUCCUGACACACUUGCCAUGUUUUCUUAUUUAACACAAAUAUAUGAAGUUUUCAGGGGCGAAAUUCCAUAUAUUAAACAUUCAAAAUUGGAACCAGAAAUGGAAGAAUGCACUGCCCAUUCGAAGCAACUGAAACAAUGGACGUCUGAGGAAAAGGUUAUGAAAACACGGCACUCGCGCUCACGGCAUGCUAAUGAAAAUGUGCUCUCUUACAUGGAUAAAAAGGACAAUACGAUUAGCCGGCGUUCUCGAAAAAGGCGGAGUACCGAGAAAGUGGGCGCGACAAUGUCACGAUGGCAGAAGAUCGAAGAUGUUAUGUGUCGCGGGAUAUUCAUAUCAUUGUUAAUCGUAUUUAUUGGACUUACCUUUACCGUACUUCGAGAGGAACCGGAUACAUACUGAAUGCGCGUAAUCUACUAUAAAAGAGAAUAAAUCCAAAAUUGGUUAUGUUGUCAGAGAUCUUUUAUACAAUUUUAUAUUGUUAAUAUAAUUAUUAUUUUAUGAAAUUUUGUGUAAAAGGGUCUAGCCGAAUAAGCAUAUGAAAAAUGCCC
Molecule: messenger RNA, 2915 nt
Organism: Trachymyrmex cornetzi
Lineage: Eukaryota; Metazoa; Arthropoda; Insecta; Hymenoptera; Formicidae
Product: protein-methionine sulfoxide oxidase MICAL2
Exons: 11
Coding region: 523-2766 (747 amino acids)
Molecular function (GO): protein binding; FAD binding
Source: RefSeq, a predicted model, not a curated record